Molecule: messenger RNA, 3008 nt
Organism: Trifolium pratense (red clover)
Lineage: Eukaryota; Viridiplantae; Streptophyta; Magnoliopsida; Fabales; Fabaceae
Product: probable LRR receptor-like serine/threonine-protein kinase At1g05700
Exons: 14
Coding region: 145-2856 (903 amino acids)
Biological process (GO): protein phosphorylation
Molecular function (GO): protein binding; ATP binding; protein kinase activity
Source: RefSeq, a predicted model, not a curated record
GUACCCUUGAAUUUUCUAUUUUAUUAUUGUUUUUUAAAUAAAGAGGAGUUUUGUAGUGUGUGUAUAACUAUAUAUAUACCAAAGUAUGUCUGUGAAAAAGCUGGUCAUCUUUGAAUCAUAAAUAUCAAGUUAAUUUUUGAUAGCAUGGAAAGAGAAUCACCACGACGGAUAAUGUUAAAGGCGUGCAUAUGGCUUGCCUUUGUGCCAUUUAUUUGCAUCAGUCAAGCCAAUUCAGAACAACUAGACAAACCUGUUUCAAGAGAAAUUGCUAUCAAUGAAAAUCCAGGUUUUAUAAGCAUUGAUUGUGGAUCAACAGUUGGUUACUUGCAUAAUGAGACUGGAACUUGGUAUAACGCAGACAAAGGAUUUGUUGAAACAGGAGAGAAUCACGUGACUUCAUCCACUAUUAACUUAAACUAUCUCUACUUUGGGAAACAGUUGACAACAUUGAGAUGUUUUCCAGAAGGAGAUAGAAACUGUUACACCUUGAAACCAAGAGAGGGAAAAAAUAAUAGGUAUCUCAUAAGGGCUUUCUUUUCAUAUGGAAACUAUGAUGGAAAAAAUCAAACACAGUCAUUUGAUUUGUAUCUUGGAGUCAACCUUUGGGACAAUAUUAAUUUCACUUAUAAUUACCAUUUUACUGAGAUCAUUCACACUCCUUCAAGUGACACUAUAAAUGUGUGCCUUGUAAAGACUGGUCCAACAAUCCCUUGCAUUUCUUCAUUGGAAUUGAGACUUUUGAACAAUUCAAUUUAUCAGAGUCAUCAAAUAAUCUCCACCAGUGAUCCACAGCCUCUGUUGAAAAUGGAAGCUAGAUUCGAUGUUGGUCCCUCGUCCUGUUCAACCAAACACUCUAGGUACAAAGAUGACGAGUAUGAUCGAAUAUGGACUUGCGACAAAAAUUUGUACGGAACAAACGAUUGGUAUCCGUCGGGUUUGGAUGAAUCAAUAAAUAUUGAUCCUGAAACCAAUAAUGAUGCUUAUAAAAUACCAGCUCAAGUAUGGAGAAGUACAGUCCAACCAGAGAAUGUUUCACGCCCCUUGGGAUUUGUCUAUACUUAUACGUAUACACCACCCCUAGACAAAGCUUAUGAUUAUUAUGUCUACUUUCACUUUUCUGAAAUAGAAAAACUUUCAGAUGGAAAAAAAAGAAUCAUCAAUAUCACCCUCAACUACCAACCUGUGUCUCAGCCUUUAGUUCUGGAUUACUUAAAACCUGUUACACUCAAUUACAAAAGUCAAAGUAAUGUUUGGUUUAACAUCAGCGCAGCCCCACAUUCUGAUGCUCCUCCUAUACUAAAUGCGUUUGAGAUCUAUAAGUUCAUAACUCAGGUUGAUUCACCAACAGAUGCUCGAGAUGUUGGUGCAAUCAUGGAUAUCAAAAGUUCAUACCAAAUCUAUAAAUUGAGUUGGCAAGGAGACCCGUGUCUUCCUAAGCAAUAUGCAUGGGAAGGUCUUGUUUGCAAAGGCGACAGCGACACCAUUCCAAGGAUCACAUCUUUGAACCUGAGUUCAAGCCAACUAGCAGGGGAGAUAAAUAUUUCGUUCUCAUAUCUUACAGAACUGGAGUAUCUGGAUUUGUCACACAACGAGUUGGAAGGACCUUUGCCGGAAUUUCUAGGAAAUCUGCCAAAGUUAAAAGUUCUUAAUCUAACCGGAAACAAGCUUUCGGGUCCAAUUCCGGAUGCUCUCAAGCAAAGGGCAGAUGCAACUUUGCAAUUAAGACAUACUAUUUGUAUAACGGGUUCAUGCAAAAAGAAGAAAAUUGUUGUACCACUUGUUGCAUCACUUUCAGCAUUAAUUGUAACCAUUUUGGCCUCUCUUGGAUUUUGGCUAUUCAAAAGACAAAAAGCGGUGCUUUCAAAUCCUAAGAAGUAUGGUUCAUUGAAAUCAAAACAUCAAGUAUUUAGCUACACAGAAAUUCUUAAUAUCACUGAUAACUUCAAAACUAUUAUUGGAGAAGGAGGAUUUGGAAAGGUUUAUGUUGGCAUUCUACAAGAUCACACGAAAGUUGCUGUUAAGUUGCUUUCACCAUCGUCAAGGCAAGGUUAUAAGGAAUUUCAAUCAGAGGUACAACUUCUAACAGUUGUUCACCAUAGAAAUUUGGUCUCUCUCGUUGGAUAUUGUGAUCAAGGUGAAAUCAAAGCAUUAAUUUAUGAGUACAUGGCCAAUGGAAAUCUCCAACAACUUCUAUCAGAAGAAAAUCAAGAUAUCUUAAGUUGGAAUGCGAGACUUAAAAUUGCAGUCGACGCUGCACAUGGAUUGGAAUAUCUGCAUAAUGGAUGUAAACCACCUAUUAUGCAUAGAGAUUUGAAGCCUUCCAACAUACUACUAGAUGAGAACUUGCAAGCAAAGAUUGCUGAUUUUGGUCUAAGUAGAGCUUUUGGUAACGAUAAUGAUUCUCAUAUAUCCACAUGUCCUGCUGGUACAUUUGGUUACCUUGAUCCAGAAUGUCAAAGAACAGGAAACACAAAUAAGAAGAAUGAUAUCUACAGCUUCGGGAUAAUUCUAUUUGUGUUGAUCACCGGAAAGAAAGCCGUAGUAAAAGUACCUGGUCAAAACAUUCACAUACUUCAAUGGGUUAUUCCCAUAGUUAAAAGUGGAGAUAUUCGAAACAUUGUUGAUACGAGGCUGCAGGGUGAAUUCAGCAUCAAUUCAGCAUGGAAAGUUGUCGAGAUAGCCAUGUCCUGCAUUUCACAAAAUGCGGAUGAAAGGCCGGACAUUAGCCAAAUAUUGGUAGAGCUAAGUGAAUGUCUAUCUUUGGAUAGAGUUUGGAGCAAUGGUGAAAGAGCAAGAGAUAUAAAUGAAAUGAGUUCUUUAACUGCUGAAGUAGACACUGCUCCAUUAGCUAGGUAACCAUCUUAUGAUGAUCUCUUCAUCUUAUAUUCAGUGUCACUCUGAAAUCUGAAUGUCCUAGUAUAUAUAGUAGCCAUAUUUUGUAUGAUAUGUAGUAUAAUAAUUUGUAUCUUUGAAGUUCUCUAGGAACAAAAAGAGUUGUGUGCCAACAA